Molecule: messenger RNA, 2741 nt
Organism: Seriola dumerili (greater amberjack)
Lineage: Eukaryota; Metazoa; Chordata; Actinopteri; Carangiformes; Carangidae
Gene: men1
Product: menin 1
Exons: 10
Coding region: 143-2044 (633 amino acids)
Biological process (GO): regulation of transcription by RNA polymerase II; negative regulation of cell cycle; negative regulation of cell population proliferation
Cellular component (GO): chromatin; nucleus; histone methyltransferase complex
Molecular function (GO): transcription cis-regulatory region binding; Y-form DNA binding; chromatin binding
Source: RefSeq, a predicted model, not a curated record
CGUAGACAUCGGUAACACAUUGGGACAGACUGAACUGCGCGGCAAAAGAAGGGGGACACAAACAAAAACAUGUGGCUGAGGCUUUGAGAAAACAGCACUGCAGGUGAGGAGAACAUCUGGCUUGUGACAGACAGUCGACACCAUGGGUUUACACUCAGCCCAGAAGAAGCACUUUCCCCUGCGGGGGAUUGAUGGUGUGGUUCAGCUGUUUGAUGCUGAGCUCCGCAAGUCUGAGCCGGACCUGGCCCUUCUUUCCCUGGUCCUGGGUUUUGUUGAGCACUUCCUGGCUGUGAACCGAGUUAUCCCCAUAAACGUUCCAGGAGUGCGGUUUGAACCGCUGGAGCCAGACUGUCCUACCUCCUGCUUCCCCACAGUGGAGCUGGGCAUGAUCUCUGCACUGUAUGAGCGGUUCACGGCCCAGAUCCGUGGAGCAGUGGAUCUGUCCCAGUACCGGAGGACUGCUGCUGGGUCCAGCAGGGAGCUGGUAAAGAAAGUGUCAGAUGUGAUCUGGAACAGUCUCAGCCGCUCAUACUUCAAGGACCGGGCCCACAUCCAGUCCCUCUUCAGUCUCAUCACUGGUACCAAAUUAGACAGCUCUGGGGUGGCGUUUGCUGUGGUGGCGGCCUGCCAGGUCCUCGGUCUGAAGGAUGUCCACCUGGCACUGUCCGAAGACCACGCCUGGGUGAUUUUUGGCAAAAACGGUGAAGAGACAGCAGAGGUCACCUGGCACGGAAAGGGCAACGAGGACCGACGAGGACAAACGGUCACAGCUGGAGUCAGUGAGAAAAGCUGGCUCUAUCUGAAGGGCUCCUACAUGAAAUGUGACAGAAACAUGGAGGUGGCCUUCAUGGUCUGUGCUAUCAACCCCUCACUGGACCUACACACUGACAGCUCUGAGCUGCUGCAGCUACAACAGAAACUCCUGUGGUUGCUGUAUGAGCGAGGCGACCUGGACAGGUAUCCCAUGGCCAUGGGCACUCUGGCAGACCUCGAGGACCAGGAUCCGAUCCCAGGCAAAGAGAGCCCCCUGAAAAUCCACCUCAAGGCUGUGAGUUCUGCUCAGAGGCAUUACAACAACGAGCACAUCUACCCCUACAUGUACCUCGCCGGGUUCCACUACAGACACAGGGACGUGCAGGAGGCGCUGAGGUCCUGGGCCGAGGCCGCUCAGGUCAUGCAGGAGUAUAAUUAUUUCCGUGAGGACGAGGAGAUCUACAAAGAGUUCUUUGACAUCGCAAACGAUGUGAUCCCCACUCUGCUGAAGGAGACCGCUGUUUCAGAGAGUCCUGGGGAGGGAGGGGAGGGAGGAGACGGAGGAGCUGACAAGGAGCACCCCAAACAGGCUGCAGCCUUCUCAGCACUCCAGGACCCAGAAUGCUUUGCCCACCUGCUGCGUUUCUAUGACGGCAUCUGCAAAUGGGAGGAGGGCAGUCCCACACCGGUACUUCAUGUGGGCUGGGCCACCUACCUGGUCCAGUCUCUGAGCCGCUUUGAAGCUCAGGUGCGUCAGAAGGUGUCCAUCAUCACCAAAGAGCCAGAGUCCCAGGACGAUGACGACCAGUCCAGUGACGACCCCCGGGAGGGCCGCAGACGAGGCCCCAGGAGGGAAUCCAAGCUAGAGGAGCAGAACUCUCCUCCUUCUGCUGCCCCCACCUCCCCACCCACUCAGCUAGCAGCAGCAGCAGCAGCAACAACUGCAGCGACUCAACUCAAGAAGGUGGGCGAGGGAGGGGGCCGCCGCCGCUCCUCCCAGGGCCUGCGGGGCGGUGAUGCCGAAGGAAAACCCAAGUCCCCCAGCCCGGACUCUGCAUCCUCACCCUCAUCCCAGCAGCAGGCGUCCCCCUCCCUCGUCGGUCCCGUCGUCGUCUUCCAGAGCGAGAAGAUGAAGGGGAUGAAGGAGCUCCUGUGUGCGGCCAAGGUGAACUCCAGCGCCAUCAAGCUGCAGCUCACCGCCCAGUCCCAGGUCCAGAUGAAGAGACAGAAGAGCACGCCUGCCGGGGAUUACUCCAUGUCCUUCAUGAAGCGGCAGCGCAAGUCGCUGUAGGCGCGGGGACUGCUGUGGGCGGAGAUGUAGAUCCUGUACGACAUACUGUGAACACGGACACAUGAUUAACCUAUCUUCUGUUUGUGAACCUUCUCAUCCAGAGGUGGAUUAGUUCCCAGCAAUAGAUCUGACCUGCACAGAUGAUGUUGAGUUUAAUGUCACAUAUCAGGUUUGAACUGAAGGAACAUGUCACUGUUUUUCUUUUCUGGGAGCUGCCUGGUUUGAUAGAUUGUAACCUUCACUCAUUAGUUUGUGUUUUGAUUGGCAGCCAAUUGCACACUGACUAUUAACUUCUCAUUGACUUGUCUGUGGAUGUUUGAAGCCAAAGUAACGAGGACGACCAGAACUCAGCGUACAGAUGUGUAAAUAUCAACCAUUAGGAACCUGCUCAUGACUGAAGCCUUGGAAGUGAUUAAUUUAGGAUAGUUACUGUGUAACAUUGUCCACCUCUGCUCUAUCGACAGCUUCUUUCUUGCUAGCUCUAUGUUGCCUUACUUUGCUUUUGCUCUUUUCUAAAGUAGGUGGCCUUUAGUUUUGAGAGUAGCUGAGCUGGGCCAGUUUUUAAGGUGUUAGAGAAGACCAGGAAGACCAUGCACUGUUGAGACAGAGUCACAUUAGGUGGCCCUGCUACAUCCUAUUUGCUUGAUGAUUUGUCGUUUUUGUUCUUGUUUUGUAUCUGCAAGUAAUAAAGACCUGA